Messenger RNA from Drosophila teissieri, 2239 nucleotides. It is a transcript of the gene Pka-R1, whose product is annotated as cAMP-dependent protein kinase type I regulatory subunit. Gene Ontology annotation, biological process: regulation of protein phosphorylation. The transcript has 5 exons. NCBI's taxonomy places the organism in Eukaryota, Metazoa, Arthropoda, Insecta, Diptera, Drosophilidae. The record is from RefSeq and is a predicted model, not a curated record. Gene Ontology annotation, cellular component: cAMP-dependent protein kinase complex. The coding region runs from base 531 to 1664 and encodes 377 amino acids. Gene Ontology annotation, molecular function: cAMP-dependent protein kinase regulator activity.
AAAAAAAACAACAACGUUUUACGUGCGUGAAAAUUGGUUAAGUUUUAAUGAAAAAAACUUAGUUAACUUAUUUUUUGACAGUCAUUAAGCAAUCCAUAUGCUGUGGAGGAGUGUGGGGCUAAGGGCUUUAAUCAGAAGAACAGUCCAAAAACGUCCGGAAACGUGAAGUUUGAGAAAGUGAAAACGGGGUUGUGCUGUGUGUGUGGAAAACGGAACAAAACGGUGCCAAAAACGCAAGGAAAAGCUGCGAAAGCGGUGCACAGCGGGUUGAUAAAGCAGCAGGUUUAGACAAAAACGGCAACCAAAAAUAUAGCCAAAUAAUCAGUGCUUUUAACCGAUUUGUUGGGGAAACAAUAACCAACAUCCAGUAACCUACCCACACAAACAUAUUGUGUACAUAAUAUAUACAUACAUAUAUACGUAUAUUUUGCGUAGUGCGGCGCUUGUAAAGCUGUUUCCCAUCCCCAUAUCAUCACCGCCAUUCAUUGCAAACACACUCCGGAAUCCACGCCACCUCCACACCGUACCACAUGUCCUACAUGAUGGCCAAAACGCUGGAGGAGCAGAGCCUGCGGGAGUGCGAACACUACAUCCAGACCCAUGGGAUCCAGCGAGUCCUCAAGGACUGCAUCGUCCAGCUGUGCGUCUGUCGACCCGAGAAUCCCGUGCAGUUCCUGCGACAGUACUUCCAGAAACUCGAGAGGGAACAAGUCAAACUGGAUGCCAGUAGACAGGUAAUCAGCCCCGACGACUGCGAAGAUCUCAGCCCGAUGCCACAGACAGCAGCUCCACCGGUUCGCAGGCGAGGUGGAAUCUCCGCCGAACCCGUAACCGAAGAGGAUGCCACCAACUAUGUUAAGAAGGUGGUACCCAAGGACUACAAAACGAUGAAUGCCCUGUCCAAGGCGAUUGCCAAGAACGUCCUGUUUGCCCACUUGGACGAGAGCGAGCGAUCCGAUAUAUUUGAUGCCAUGUUCCCUGUGAAUCACAUUGCCGGCGAGAAUAUCAUCCAGCAGGGCGAUGAAGGCGACAACUUUUACGUGAUUGAUGUGGGAGAGGUCGAUGUUUUCGUCAACUCCGAACUGGUGACCACCAUCAGCGAGGGCGGAAGCUUUGGUGAACUGGCCCUCAUCUACGGCACUCCUCGCGCCGCCACCGUGCGUGCCAAAACCGAUGUGAAGCUGUGGGGCAUUGACCGCGACUCCUACCGCCGCAUCCUUAUGGGCUCGACCAUCCGCAAGCGCAAAAUGUAUGAGGAGUUUUUGUCGCGUGUGUCAAUUCUGGAGAGCCUGGACAAAUGGGAGCGCCUCACAGUGGCCGAUUCUCUGGAGACGUGCUCCUUCGAUGACGGUGAGACGAUUGUCAAGCAGGGAGCCGCUGGCGAUGAUUUCUACAUCAUCCUUGAGGGCUGUGCGGUGGUGCUGCAACAGCGUUCUGAGCAGGGCGAGGAUCCCGCCGAGGUGGGCCGUCUGGGUAGCAGCGAUUACUUUGGCGAGAUUGCUCUGCUUUUGGACCGACCACGUGCGGCGACUGUUGUGGCUCGCGGGCCGCUCAAGUGCGUCAAACUGGACCGGGCGAGAUUUGAACGCGUUUUGGGACCCUGCGCCGACAUACUCAAACGCAACAUCACGCAGUACAACAGUUUCGUAUCGUUGUCCGUUUAAGGCCGCCACAACGACAACUACCCCUACAACAAAUCAACAAUAAAAAGCAGCAGCAGCAAAGAAAGCAACAACAACCGACAAAACAAACAGAAACAACAACGCAGCGAACGUGGAAAACCAACAUGAAGACGAUGGGAAAUAGUUGGAUAGAUAAAUAGAAAACAAAACAAGCGCUCAGCAGCAUAAACAUGAAGUCGUAAACUAUAUAAGUGUGUAAAAUUAAUUGUCACAGAGCCAUUGGAUUCUCGAUUCUGUCGCAGAUCCAGAGUGCACGGGGGCUUAGGGCCAACAAAUAUUAAUUAUCCGAUUCUGUAUGUUGUGCUGAAGUUAUAUAAUAGUGUAUGUGUGUGUCUCUGCGUGAAGGUUACGGCGGGAUGUUCCACACCCCGCAACCCCCGAUAACGGAGAUAGCUUUCCCCAGAUUCAUCUAUUUAAUUCUCUCAACUUCUUUCAAGUUCUUCGGCUAUUUAGAAAAAGAAAGCUCAUUUGUAUAAUCUAUGGGACAUGCUGCCUCCUGAAAAAAAUUUCAUUAAAUAUCCAACAGACAUCUGAAUGUUUUUUAAAAGAAAAGUAAA